Seriola aureovittata is the source of this 1542-nucleotide messenger RNA. RefSeq names its product dihydrodiol dehydrogenase, tandem duplicate 1 (gene dhdh.1). Gene Ontology annotation, molecular function: nucleotide binding. Lineage: Eukaryota; Metazoa; Chordata; Actinopteri; Carangiformes; Carangidae. The record is from RefSeq and is a predicted model, not a curated record. The transcript is spliced from 7 exons. Bases 1 to 1005 code for a protein of 334 amino acids.
AUGGCAACCCGAUGGGGACUCUGCGGUGCCGGGAAGAUCAGUCAUGACUUCAGCGUGGCCAUGAAGACUCUGCCUCCUGCAGAUCACCAGAUAGGAGUCAUUGCAUCAAGGAGCUUGGAGCGCGCCAAAGACUUUGCCAAGAAGCAUGGUAUUCCUAAGGCUUACGGCAGUUACGAGGAGCUGGCCAACGACCCAGACAUAGACAUUGUGUACCUGGGAGUGUUGCACACGGAGCACUGGAGAGUUGGUCUGCUGUUCCUCAAGGCUGGAAAGAACGUGUUGUGUGAGAAACCUUUCGCUAUGAACUCUAGACAGGUGAAAGACCUCGUCGCUGCCGCCAAGAAAAACAACGUCUUCCUGAUGGAGGCCAUCUGGUCCCGCUGUUUCCCUGUUCACGCUGAGGUGCGCAGGCUGCUGGCGGAGGAGGCGGUAGGGGAGGUGAAGCUGGUAAAGGCCUACUUCGGCUCCCCCCAGCUCCACAUCCCCCGCUCGGUGGAGAAGGAGCUGGGCGGAGGAGCACUGCUGGAUAUCGGCGUGUACUGCCUGCAGUUUGUGCUGAUGGUGUUUAACGGAGAGAGGCCAGAGUCCAUCCAGGCCACAGGGGUGCUGCUUGACUCAGGAGUGGAUGAAUCAGUGGUUGUGGUGAUGAAGUUCUCCAGGAAGAAGAUGGCCUUCUGUUCCUUUUCAAUUUCUGCACAACUUCCAAACGAUGCUGUCAUCAGCGGCACUAAAGGCUCCGUUAAAGUUCUAGGCCCCAUGCACUGCCCUACCACACUAGUGGUGAACGACAAGGAGAUGGAGUACCCUCUGCCUGAACCAUGCCUCCCUCUGAAUUUCACCAACAGCACCGGGCUUCGCUACGAGGCAGAGGAAGUGAGGCAGUGCCUGCUUAAGGGACUUAAGGAGAGCCCACGGAUGCCUCUGGCAGAGUCUGUCUUGCUGACAGAGAUCAUGGAUGAAAUCAGGAAACAGGUGGGAGUUGUCUUCAGCCAGGACAGCCAGUGACAUCACUCCAAAGCCGAGCUGUUUCACCUGACCUAAACCUACUCGGAUGGAACGGAGGAAGCUGCUCGGGGCAGGCUUUGGAUCUUUGGCAUAAGCAGCUCACUCAUGGCACUGUGUGGCAAAGCCUGAGCAGACGCAGUGCCAUUGAGAGUAACAUUUUCAACUGCUACUGAGUUACAGAUACAGCCAGCAAAUUAUUGGAACAUGUACAUCUGUUAUUACAGAGUUUGUUCUCUCUAUAUUCUUUUUUAUCAUAUAGAUACACCCAUGAUAACUCCAAACACAGUUAUUGUACCUCAGAGUCACAAUAUAAAGUCACCUUGUAGAUUCUUAAAUCUCGGCUUGAAAACAUAUUUUAAACCAAACAAAUCACAAUGUAAACAAACCGAGCAACCAUCAUGUAAUCAAGUCCUAGGCCCUUUAAAGACAAACCCAGCUGUCACUGUGGGGCGUGUGAAGCGUGUGAUUGAUGAAUCCAAUAAAGGACUGAUUGUGAAAGCCAUGUUUCAUUUCAAAUAUCAUCCGCUGGAGAGGAGA